Hippocampus zosterae (dwarf seahorse) is the source of this 3123-nucleotide messenger RNA. RefSeq names its product DEP domain-containing protein 1B-like. Lineage: Eukaryota; Metazoa; Chordata; Actinopteri; Syngnathiformes; Syngnathidae. Bases 115 to 1710 code for a protein of 531 amino acids. The record is from RefSeq and is a predicted model, not a curated record. The transcript is spliced from 11 exons. Gene Ontology annotation, biological process: intracellular signal transduction.
UUCAAAGUUGGCGACGAAGUUUCUGUCCGUCGUCUGGGGUCUGGUCGUUAUGUUAAUCGGCUAAAAGUUAUUUCAAUGUUUUGGGACUAAUAAAGAUUAUAUCCGUCUUGUGCCAUGGAGGGAAGAGUUAUCGGGCCAGGUCCGUACAGGGCGACAAAGCUGUGGAAUGAAACUAUUCAACUCUUCCGUGCUGGCAUGCCAUUAAGAAGACACUGGAUGCACCUCCGCUACUAUGACUGGACUUUUUCAGGAUCGGAGGCUGUGGAUUAUCUCCAUCAGCUUCUUCGGCACAACUGCAACUUUGGGCCAGAGGUGACUCGGUACCAGACUUUGCAGCUGCUUAGGAAGUUCCUCAAGGCUCAUGUCAUCGAAGACAUUAAGGGACGCCAUGGGACGGAGAACUUUGAAGAUACCUGUCAUUUGUACAGAUUCCCCAGUUUGUCUCCCCUCAAAUCUCUUCCAUUGAAAUCGCUGUCUCGACACAGCACUGACCUGCCAAGACUCAUCCGCUGGGAUGACUAUGAGGAAUUACCACAGCAGGAGAACGCAGCACCUGUGAAGUCUAGCAUGACUUCCGAUUUUUGGACCAAAAGGCACAGUGUAGCAAUCGGGGAUGUGCAUGAAUGCAAGCUCAUUCGCAGAAAAGAUAUUACUCCCAAGGAAGUGGACCACAUCUGGAAAUCAAUGACAGCUGCACACUUACAGCAAGUGCUGGGUUUAACAACAUUGGAUGGUGUAUUAAAUCCAGCACACGUGAAAGGCAAAUACAUAGUUCACAACGUCUUCAACAUCAACAAGUCGGGCAUAGUUGUGUUGGAGAACAAUGAUGAUGACAUGCCCUACUGGGUGAUAUCAGCAAUGAAAUGCCUGGCCAAGUGGCCGAAUGGCAAUGACACCAAACAACCAGUGUACCCGGGAUUGGAGAGAGAUUACUUGAAAACCGUGGCCGACUACUAUCAGCGACUCAAAGAACCCCUUCUGACUUUCCAUCUUUAUGAAGUCUUUGUCAACAUUCUCAGUCUACUACAGGAGCAAGACUUGGCUACUGAAGCUCUUCAAGUCAGCACUCUUUUGCUCUCGCCGCCCAAUCGACGUCAUCUUCAGCUAUUGCUGAGACUCAUGGCGAGGGUCUCGCAGAACCCCCAUCUGCCACCACUCAAUGACACUAUUGCCACACGCACACUGAUGGUGCAAAUGUUCUCGCAGUGCGUUUUGGGCUCCCCGGAUGAGAUGGACUUGGAUGAGCUGCUUGCCUCAAAACUGGUUACUUUCAUGAUGGAGCAUCACCACACCAUCUUCCAAGUGCCCAACAAGCUGCGCCGUCAAGUUGAGGAGCAUCUUUCCCACCUGCGAAGAGUUCAGAUUAAAUAUUCAGGUUCUGAUACAGACUUCAGCACAUCUCCAGCAUUUCACAAACAAAUUCAACGGGUGGUGUCAGAGGAGCCAAAGGUGAUUGGUACCCAGACUCCCCUUCAGGAGCUACUGGAAGGCCUUAUCUCUGACAAAGAGCUUCCUGCCAAGGACAAAAAGAAAAGACUAAAACAGUUUCAAAAGUCUUAUCCUGAAAUCUACCGCAAUCGAUUCCCCUCUGAGGAAAGUAGAGCUGCUGUCAUGCCUGAGAAAAACCCUCGCCUCAAACCUCACCUCCUGUUUUUCAACCUCAAGAAACCAUCGAACCCUUUUCAGAGGAGCUGGAGUUUCAGGGCCUGAAAUACCAUCGCUGAGUCUGGUUUAGUUAAGCAUGGUGUGUAACGGUACCCCAGAAUGAUUGUUCAACAAAACUUUGUUUCACAAACCUUUAGAGAAAGGUUGAUUAAAAAGGUUGGGAAGAGGUUGACACUUUGCCAUAAAGUAUUUGUGGACUAUGUUGUGUCAAUUAAAUUCAUUAUGAGCAAAUCAGAUCAACAAAUAAGAUCAAUCAACAAGUGCUGCUGCAACAAAUAUGUGAGUGACGAGCAGCGACGUGCAGAGGGGCCAAACUGCCAAAGGAGGAAUGAAUAUACUGUAUCUGACCUUCAAACUUUUAUUUUCUGCUCACACACGAAAAGAAGUUCUUUAUUUUGAACUAGCCAUGAUACUGUUUUAACUUGUGGUUUAGAAAAGUCCAAAUUUAACAGAAAGGGAGGUAGAUAAAACCACUAACCAUACUGAAAAUGAUAAAUAAUAAAUAGUUUUACAACAUAUUUAUGUUUACAAUUCACGAGCGUUAAAAGAACCACUGCUGUUUGUUACAAUGUAUUCAAGGAGUUAAGCACUUAUUCAGAUUACGAUUAAAAUUGCAUUCAUUCAUUCAUCUUCAUUCGUUCAGCCACUUGAUCCUCACUAGGGUCGCGGGGGGUGCUGAAGCCUAUCCCAGCUGUCUUCGGGCAGUAGGCGGGGGACAUCCUGAAUCGGUUGCCAGCCAAUCCCAGGGCAUUAAAAUUGCACUCAAGUGAAAUAUAUGCAUUUCAAAAAUAUGAAAGUGUUACUGGGUCUAAACAUCGUUGCACGUGAAAAUCAAAAGCUUCGUGUUAAUUUUCAACUGCAUUCAAUAAGUCAACUGUACAGGAUACAAAGAAGAAACCAGCUGGUACACAGUUGCAUGUUUCAUUUGUAAUAAUCAUGAUGAUCACACUUUCUUUAAAUUACAAUUGAAAAUCAGCAAACAGAACCCUUUUCUACAAAAACGAACUUUAGAUCUCAUUUGAUGUGCACUCUCAAACAUGUUUUCCUUUUUAAUGUAUGUAUGUACGGGUGUGUCGACUUUCCUAAUCGGUACAUAUUUCAAUGUAUUGUAAACGGAAUUAUUUUUCACACUGCUGUGUCGUCAGUCAUGUUCACUUCGAGGCUGUCUUAAGAGAUGUUUUAUUGUCAUAGAUGCUACUGUUCUUGAUUAAUACACUCAAAUUGUUGUAAUAAUAAUAAUGCUGGAAUGACUGUUACACUUGAGCUUAGACGUUGCUGGUAAAUGAAAUUCAAUGUGUGUUUGAUGUAGAUUGAUUCUAUAAAUCUUCGAUGUAUUUUGGUUUGUCCUCUAAUAUCCCAGAUUAAGGGCAUUAUUUCCCACUGUAGGCUCAGAGCAUAACUAUGAUCUUUGUUUUUGUUUUUUUAAUACAAUAAAUGACACUGCAAGAUGAAAAAAUA